CAGCCUAAGCAAGUUCAGGACAUCAAGCAGUUCCUCGAGAUCGCCCGCAGAAAGGACGCCAAGUCCGGCCGUAUCAAGAAGAACGGCAGCCAGACAAAGUUCAAGGUUCGCUGCUCCCGCUACUUGUACACCCUCGUCAUCAACGAUGCCGCCAAGGCUGAGAAGCUGAAGCAGUCUCUCCCUCCCAGU
Gamsiella multidivaricata is the source of this 189-nucleotide messenger RNA. Its product is annotated as 60S ribosomal protein L38. Gene Ontology annotation, biological process: protein-RNA complex assembly; translation. The record is from RefSeq and is a predicted model, not a curated record. The transcript is spliced from 2 exons. NCBI's taxonomy places the organism in Eukaryota, Fungi, Mortierellomycota, Mortierellomycetes, Mortierellales, Mortierellaceae. The annotation marks the transcript as partial. Gene Ontology annotation, cellular component: cytosolic large ribosomal subunit; ribosome. Gene Ontology annotation, molecular function: structural constituent of ribosome.